UGAUCCCCUCUCUCUCUCCCACAGUGUGUGUGUGUGUGUAUAUGUGUGUGUAGAAAAAUACAGUUGUAGAGAGAGAGAGAGAGAGAGAGAGAGAGUGAAAACGCGUAAAGGGAGAAGAGGAGAGAGAGCGGAACAGUUAGACGGGAACGGUUCAUUUACUACAAACUUCGCCGGGAUCAGAAGUUUAGCGUUCUUGACUCGGUGCCUUCAAAUCAACAGCGGCGGCGUUCAAGCUUUCAUACCUUCUUCUCCUCCAAUAGCUGUCUCAAGAACUGUCUCCAGUGCGGGAUAGAGAGAGAGAGAGAGCUGUUCUUUUUCCCCAGUCACCGUGCACUUUGCGCCCGUGUCUAAUGGAGGGCCCCGUGCGGAUUUGCCGUCAAGAGAAUGCGCUUUCCUUCUAGCGUGUCAGGCUGGUCGCGGCUUUUUCCCUCCUGUAAGAGGAGUGAAGUGUGUGUGGAAGGGGUGUGUUUGAGGCCCCUUGUUGGUGCACAGAGGUGAAACUGUGCCAUGGAGGACAGUGGCCUGAGAUUACUGUCUGCUGUGCUGUGUGUGUGCCAUACCCUGCUCCUCAACUGUCCAACUGUUCUGUCUCUCUCCUUCCGUGUGGAGCCUCUCUCUGUGGUACAAAAGCAGGGCAGUACUGUCCAACUGCGCUGCACGGCUCAUCCCGCUACAGCCAGACUCAACUGGCUCUUCCAGGGCCAGCCCUUAGACCUUGCAGACCAGCUUGGGGUAGAAGUCAGUCCAGGCUCCCUCUCACUGUCCUCCCUUCAGUCGAAUCUCACAGGCUCCUACCAGUGCAUGGCUUACUCCAAGACGGGCUCUAUUGUCAGUCGCCAUGCCUGGGUGCUUAUUGCAGGUAUCGAGGAGUUUUCAGAGACCCAUCGCAGGUCAUUAACAGUGACGAAAGGUGACACUGCUGUUAUCGAAUGCCCCCUCCCUCGGAGUAAUCCACCCGCUCUGCCACGCUACCGGAUACGGGGAAAAUGGCUGGAAGAAUCCACAGAUGAGUAUUUAAUCCUGCCCUCUGGGAACCUUCAAAUCAUCUCUGUGUCUUCAGAGCAUCAGGGCAUGUACAAGUGUGGUGCAUUUAAUCCUCUUACACGAGAUACUCAAGUAGAGGCCCAUGGCACUAAACUCAUAGUCAAAGGUUCAGACGGCCCUUCUCAUGCAAGGAUAGUUUAUCCCGUCACCCCUCAGAAUCUGUCGGUGGAACAAUCCAGGUCCCUGACCCUUGAGUGUGUUGUAUCAGGAAGUGCAUCUUCAAAGGUCAGAUGGACUAAAUAUGGGGCAGAGCUAUCACUGAGCUCCAAACAGAUGUUGUUGCAUAGCAACCUGGUGUUGAGUGACAUUCAGCUGAGUGAUGGAGGCCUUUAUUGCUGCUCUGUUCUGACUGAUCAUGGAGCUGUGGUCAGUGUCAACUACACUGUGAAUGUACUUGAUCAUGUGAGCAUCCUGCUAGGUCUGUUUGACCAGGCUGUGACCAUGGGCUCUUCCGUGCAGUUUACCUGUGCUGCCAGUGGUAACCCCACCCCCAACAUCACAUGGCUGCUCAACUCCACCCCUCUCACUUCCUCAUCCCGCCUCCAUAUCUCUGGCACCUCCCUUCACAUCUCCUCAGUGGUGGCUCAAGAUCAGGGAAUCUACCAGUGUUUCUUUGACAACGGAAUUAGCUCUGCCCAAUCGGCAGGCAGACUCAGUGUCCAGUUAGAACCCCAGUCUAGUUCCAUGUCUGGAGUUCCCAUGGAGACACAGCCAUCCAUCCACCCUAUCCAGAGUGAUGAGGGGGAUGAACUCUUUUCCCUAGGGGAGGAGGAGCUUGGAGACACCAAAGGACCACCGACUGAGAGAAUCAGUGACAAGCCCAGACCUGAGGCACCAAUCAUAGUCAGCCCACCUCAAACGCACAAACCCAACAUGUAUGAUCUAGAGUGGCGAGCAGGUCGAGACUGGGGCAUCCCUAUUAAUGCAUACUUCGUAAAAUAUCGUAAGGUGGAUGAUAUGGGGAACGUGGUGGGGAACUGGCACACUGUGCGUGUCCCUGGCAGUGAGAAGUCUCUGCCACUGUCUGAGCUGGAGCCGUCCAGCCUGUACGAGGUUCUGAUGGUGGCCCGCAGUGCUGCAGGAGAGGGCCAGCCUGCCAUGCUCACCUUCCGCACUGGCAAGGAGAGGGCCUCCCCCAAUAAGAACCCCUCCAAGGCCCCGUUUGUGUCUAUUCCAGAAAAAGCACCGGAGGAUAAAACCACUAAUACGCAUUAUGGAGUGGUUAUUCAUGAUAGAGUUCCUGAGGCCCCAGACCGUCCAACUAUCUCUAUGGCAACAGAAAGCUCGGUUUAUGUCACAUGGAUCCCACGAGCCAACGGCGGGUCCCCAAUCACAGCCUUUCGUGUGGAGUACAGGACGCAGGGACGCAGUGGUGACUGGAUCAUUGCAGCCGAUAACAUCUCACCCCUUAAACUGUCGGUGGAAGUGCGCAACCUGGAACCAGGUUCCACAUACCGUUUCCGUGUCAUUGCCAUGAAUAACUAUGGUGAAAGUCCCGCCAGUGCCGCCUCCAGGCCAUACCAGGUCUCCCUUUCGAAUCCACCUGUUUCAAACCGCCCGGUCACUGGCCCGCACAUCUCUUCCACCGACGCUGUCAGCGAUACUCAGAUUAUGCUUCGCUGGACUUACACUCCUUCCAGUAACAACAACACCCCCAUCCAGGGAUUCUACAUCUACUACCGGCCGACAGACAGCGACAAUGACAGCGAUUACAAGAGAGAUGUGGUGGAAGGCUUCAAAUUCUGGCAUAUGAUUGGUCAGCUCCAACCAGAGACAUCCUACGACAUCAAGAUGCAGUGUUUUAACGACGGCGGCGAGAGCGAAUAUAGUAACGUCAUGAUCUGUGAGACCAAAGCCCGUCAGCUUCCAGGUGUGCCCAGUCAACGCCCCAUCACCCCUCCAGGCACGUACCCGGUUGAUACGCCCAGCCAGCCAGGCGGUCUGCUCUACCUGAUCGUGGGCUGUGUUCUGGGUGUCAUGGUUCUCAUUCUGCUGGUCUUCAUCGUCAUGUGUUUGUGGAGGAACCGUCAGCAGAACAGUCUACAUAAAUACGACCCUCCGAGUUACCUGUACCAGUCUGCGGAGAUGAACAGCCAUGUUCUGGAAUAUUCCACCCUGCCUGGCUCCAGCCAUGUGAAUGGAAGUGUACAUACAGGCUGUGGGCACACUGCUUCCAUGAUGCCCCAGGCCUGCCAUCACCUCCACCACAAGCUACCCAACGGACUGGCUCUGCUGAAAGGAUCAGGGGCCCUCUACCCUGCUGGGCAUUCCCACACACAUGACACCUCUCUACCCCACAACACCAUGGAGUACGAUCACUCACACCCUCACCACCUUCAUAAUGGUGGUGGUAUAUACACUGCUCUGCCCCAGAGCGACUCAUCUGACUGCAUGAGCUGUCAAAACUUCUGCAACAACAACAGGUGUUACACCAAAACCAAUGGCACUUUUUCGGGCGGCACUCUCCCUCUAAUGCACCGCGUGGCGGCACGCCAACCCGACGGACUCGAAAUGGUGCCUCUCAACCCCGUUCUGUCUCGCUGCCAUGGACGUGACAGCUCACAGCUCAAUGGCACCCUAGAGAGAGAUUCAGCCGAGGAGCCAGAGGGCAGCAAGGCUCCGCCCCUUUCCCAGAAUUCUCCUUUUCGGCCUGUGGAAACGAAGUCCAGCCUCGAACAGCAGAGAGGAGGACAGCCCGAGCAGCAUGAAGAUUCGGAGGGUCCUGUGGUGUGUUGGGAACGGCUGGGACUGCCUGAUCUGGACUGUAAGGAAAAACCAAUCUGGAUCUCUAAUGGAAGCCUGACCGGAGAUCUCAUCCAGCCCACAGCGCAGGAGAUCUGAACACAGUUUUAAUGAAAAACACACAUGAACACGGCAAACGUGCAUGCGUUCACAAAACACACGGAAGAGAAUGUAAGAAAUGGGAACGUGGCUGAGUUCAAAUCAGGAAAUGAUCAGUGAUGGAAUGGUCAGGGACAUUAAACUGACUGAGUACAGAGCUGGAACAGACUGAUAAGAGAAAGAAUUAUGGAAAUAAACAGAAUGAAAAGGAAAGGAUGAAGAGACUUUUUAAGGAAGGAUGGAGGAAUACUCCAAGGCUGAAACGGUCCCAUUUGUGGGAGGACUUUUAAAAGCAAAAACUUAGAUGACUUAUUUAUUUUUUGUAGUAGAAAAAUAUUAUUUCAUAUGAAUGUAUCUGUUGCAAGAAAAAAGUUUGUCUUUUAUAUUAUUUAUGCUUUUGUUUCGGAUGAGAUACUUUUUAUUUUUUGGUGUUUAUUUGACUAUAUUUUUUUUUGUUUAUGUUCCACACAGUGUGGAGUUUAGCCAUUGUAUGUGUAAAGUUUUUUAAUAAUAUAAAGAGAAGAUUAAGUA
This is a messenger RNA of Myxocyprinus asiaticus (Chinese sucker), 4416 nucleotides long. RefSeq names its product cell adhesion molecule-related/down-regulated by oncogenes-like. The coding region runs from base 508 to 3885 and encodes 1125 amino acids. The transcript is spliced from 19 exons. The record is from RefSeq and is a predicted model, not a curated record. Gene Ontology annotation, molecular function: protein binding. Gene Ontology annotation, biological process: nervous system development; cell-cell adhesion; axon guidance. Lineage: Eukaryota; Metazoa; Chordata; Actinopteri; Cypriniformes; Catostomidae. Gene Ontology annotation, cellular component: plasma membrane; axon.